UCUCAAGGCAUUAUUAUUUGUAACUUCUUAAAGGUUUUUCAUCUUAUAACUGAAGUUUUUUCACAAACAAAAAAUCCAACUGCAAAUUUGUAUUUCUAUGAAAUUUGGAGAAUCAAUAUGCUCUUGAUUGAAGAAUCUAGAAGUCAGAAUGCAGUUGUGAUGAUGAUGGCUUUAAAGAUGCAAGAAAAAUUUGACAAGUAUUGGAAGGAAUGCUCUCACAUUCUUGCUGUAGGGGUUGUUCUUGAUCCAAGACAUAAGAUGAAUCUUAUUAUUUAUUGCUUUCAGACAAUCCAUGGUAAUGGUGAUCGUGCUUCAUUUGAGAUCAACAAAGUGCGUGAAGUUCUUCAAACUUUGUAUGAUAAUUAUGCAAUUUUAUAUGGCACAAAUGUCUCUCUUGUUCAAGUGGAUGAGAGGGUGUCUACAUCCCAAGGUGGAAGACAUGAGAAUCGUUUUAUGCAUGGCUAUAAAGAAUUCAUCCACGGAGUACAAGUUACCCAACCAUCGAAGUCAGAAUUAGAGACCUAUUUGGAAGAGAAGGUUCAUCCAUUAGAAGAUCAAAAUUUUGACAUUCUACAGUAUUGGAAAUUCAAUGAAUCUAAAUAUCCAAUAUUGUCUAGGAUGGUACGUGAUAUCUUGGCAAUUCCCGUUUCUACCGUGGCAUCUGAGUCUGCCUUCAGCACUGCUGGCAGGGUUUUGGAUGAUUUUCGUAGCAGUCUAUCUCCGAAUACGGUUGAGGUAUUGAUAUGCGCACAAGAUUGGCUUCGAGAUAGCUUGCCUCAUCUUGCAGAUAUUCCACCUCCUCAUACAAAAUACAAGGUUGAAGAUUACGAAACUGUUGUUGAUAUUAAUACCGAUGAUUAGCUUAUGCUGGAUGGUGGUAAUCUAUCUUAACUGAUGUUCUUGAUUGUUUCUGCCGUGCGGGUGAUCCUUUAGCUGUGGUCGAAUGGAUGAAGAAAAUUGUGGUUCAUUAUACAUGUUCUUAGUUAUGUAAUUCUAAAAUUCACUGAAUAUGAUGUUGAUGCUAUGAUGCAUCCUUUUUGGAUUGUCAUAUGGGGUUGAAUUUUGCUUUGAAAAAUUCUGUGAAAAAUUGGUUCAACUUUUGAGCUUCAUCCUUCUACAUGAAUAUCUUCUGCUUUCCCUUUUUGUACUA
This is a messenger RNA of Phoenix dactylifera (date palm), 1150 nucleotides long. NCBI's taxonomy places the organism in Eukaryota, Viridiplantae, Streptophyta, Magnoliopsida, Arecales, Arecaceae. The record is from RefSeq and is a predicted model, not a curated record.